Oldenlandia corymbosa var. corymbosa is the source of this 3150-nucleotide messenger RNA. NCBI's taxonomy places the organism in Eukaryota, Viridiplantae, Streptophyta, Magnoliopsida, Gentianales, Rubiaceae. The record is from the annotation of a GenBank genome assembly.
AUGGCACGUAAUGUAUCAUACAUGCUUAAUUUGUAUCAUACAAGUAAGUAUGUGAUAGAGAACGGUAGCAUCAACACUUUUUCGAAUAUGCCGGAUGAUAGUUUGUUUGUUGAAGAAAGGUUGUCAUAUGAGGGAUUGAUUAGUAAGAUUUGUAUGACACUUGGUUGGGAUCCAGCACACGUGAAACUCCACCUUUCUUUGAUUUUUGAUAGUCUCGGUGGUAGGUGUGUAGUGAAGAUCAAGAAUGAUUCGCAUGUAGAGUUCAUGAACCGUGUAGAUCCAAUGUCAUGUUCGGAUUUAUACAUAGAUUUGGAAGAUAUCACUCAAGAAGAAAGAGAAGCGAGUUUGGAAAACGUGUCAUUUGGUGGUUUUCCAAGGGGGGAACGUGCUAGUACUUCUCGAAACCGUGAUGAAGAGGAGACACCUUUAUUUGCACAAGAUGACUACCGGGAAGAGUCAGAUUCCGACUAUAUAGCUCGAAGUGAAAGCAAAGAAGACUGUGAUAUCUCCGGAGAGAGUGAUUUUGAAGAAAGUGUUGAUGAAAGGUUGGAAAAUGAGGAAAGGGAUUGUAAUCCAUUGCCCCGACGCCAUGUAUAUAGUCAAAUUGGGAAAUGGGAUGCCUCAUAUGUGGACAACGAUGAGUUUGCUCUUAAGAUGUGGGAUGAGACGCCUGAAGGAAUGGACAUUGGUGUUUGUUUCAAAUCUCAAUCAGAAGCAAAGCAUGCUGAUGGUGAACCACCAUGUGAGUGGAAGAUGCAUGUGUCUUUGAAAGCUCGCGGCCUUCAUGAAAUUGUGAGAUGGCAUGAUGCACAUAAUUGCAUGACUCCCGUGAAUGAUAAUGACAAUCGGUGUGUGGACGCGUCUUUGAUUGCUAGACUCAUCCGGAGAAAGGUUGAGGACAACGUGGAUUAUACGGUAGCCUCGGCACAGAAAGAUGUGAAGGCCUUAUUGAAAGUAGAUGUGCCAUACAAAAGGGCGUGGCACGGGAGGAGGAAAGCCAUAGAAGCGGUCUAUUGUGAUUGGACCUCGAAUUUCGAAGAACUUCCACGGUAUAUCGCUGCACUUAAGUUUACUAAUCCUGAGAAUGUAGUAGAGUGGGAAUGGAAGGAGGGACAAGAAGACCGGAAUGCAGGGUUGUUGAGCGCAAUGUCACAGAUGGAUGAAUGGCGUGAUUUAGGUGAUGGUGGCCACUUUCUUUGCCUCCGCCACGUUUGCAGUAAUCUUGUGUCGCGAUAUAAUAGCAAAAAAGUGAAGCGGUUAUGUUGGAAGAUGGGCACAACGCUUUCAAGAGUGAAAUACAACCGUUUGAGGGCAGAGCUUAUUGAAUUCAAACCUGCUGCAUGGGAGUAUCUUCGAGGGAUUGGAGGGAGUAACUGGGCUCGAUUGAAAGCCGGUCUUCGCCGUUGGAGCAUAGCGACAACCAACAUUUCUGAGAGUUACAACAAUGCGUUGAAAGGGGUCCGUUUUUUACCAAUUAGAGCCUUGAUCGAUGCAACCUUUCGCAAAACUGUUAAAUUCUACAGAGAAGAACAAUUGUCUGCAAGAAAUUGCAUGACACCGAUCCCUCCUGAUUUAUGGAAAAAAUACGAGAAAAUGAACAACAAAGCAGCCAGUUUUGAAGCCACCCCUUUUGAUGGUAAUGAUGCUAUGUGGCGUGUUGUUACUGCAACACAGCUAAGUGGCAGGGAUGGGUCUUUGCAUACGGUGAACUACGAUGAACAUAGGUGUUCGUGCAGAAAGAGGAUUGAAAUGGCGACGCCGGCAUCGGGCUCGCAAUAUGACUAUCAACCUAAACAUCUCCACCCGGGACCUAUACAAGAUAAAAUGCUAUAUUGUCAAACAAAGCAUAGGUCCCAAGCUGUCUAUGAGAACAAGAUACCAGACAUUAAAACAUUCCGCCUCAAGGGUCGUAGUUCUUGGCCCAGGUUGAGGAUUUGGAUCAGUGUAGUCGAUACAGUAGGGGAUCGGCACUGCUGGCUGGUAUGGGCGUAUGAGCGGAUCGAGAGGAUCGCGCCACAAAGAAAAGGAGUAGAUUAUUUGAUUGAUGAGACCGCUCCAUUAGCUCAACGGUACACCUACGGCGACGCCCCAAGGAGCAGUACCCCACCUUUUAGAGAUCAAUUAACAAGCCUGCGUGUUGAAGAUUUUCGGUGGCAACCAUGUGCACAUGUCCUUCAUAGACUCCCUGAUUUCUGUACACAAGGCCAAGCCAUUUGGACGACCAGGUGUUGGAUGUUCUGUUGGGCUAUUAGGGAACCCCAUGAGUCGGGCAGAGUUGUAAGACAAUUUGGAUACAUACAAGAUGUUCCCAAGCGCCCUAUGAUUAAAGAUAACGCAGCAUUCCUUCUCGAUCACGCCCACAGUAUGUCUGGAUAUCCUAGCAAUAAUUGGUUGGACCACCAUUCCACAGUACGCCGUCAUUGGAAUAUGAGAGAAGAACUGAUAUCUAAUCCCGGUAAUUAUGAACCUCAAGGAUACGAGACUUAUUCGAGCCGCGUGAAAUUAUAUGGUGAAGUAUUGAACAACAUUCGCGUGAGUAUCAAGAAGUUUAGAGAAAAACGAGAAGAUGAGAAUCUCUUAGACGAAGAACUCGACAAGUAUUUGGACGAUAUCAUCAAUCAAGCACAUGUUGCUUUAACCUUGGGCGCAAAUGAUGAGAUGGAGGUGGAGGAUACCCAAAUCCUGGUUGAUGAAGAUCCAUCUUUGCCCUCACAAUCUCCGCCGGGUAAAAAGGCGAAACCGUGGUCGAGAGAUAAGAUUGGAGGAGUAAGAAAGAGGAAGCUCACAAUCCCCCCUCGGACAUCGCAACAACAAACUGAGGGUCAACAAAAUGAAGAUCAAGCACAUUCUUCUCGAGACUCGCGCAUCCAGGUCGAGACUCAUUUUGAAGAUACUGGUGGACCCGAGACUCAGUUUGACCUUGAUGGACCCGAGACUCAGUUUGGUGGACAGUCGCAACCACAACCGGGAGUCAAAUUUCUUACCAUGGGGAGUCCCAAUCCCAACCCCAACUCAAGGCUCAGUUUGGUGGACAGUCGCAACCACAACAGAGUUCAAUACUCACGUAUCUUAAGAGGGGGGACAGGAUCCGGCAGGGCCCAAACAAAUACACUUCGGAUGUGCACAAUAAAGGAAAAGGGAAAAAAAUGA